This is a messenger RNA of Anas platyrhynchos (mallard), 2567 nucleotides long. The record is from RefSeq and is a predicted model, not a curated record. Lineage: Eukaryota; Metazoa; Chordata; Aves; Anseriformes; Anatidae.
GGAGGAGGAGGAAGAGGAGAAGGAGGAGGAAAAGGAGGAGGAGGAGGAGGAGGAGGCGGCCGCCCCGAGGCGCCCCCCCGGCUGCGCUGCGCGGUCUCCGCCGCCCCCCCGCCCCGUGCGGCUGCGAGAUGGCGGCGGGCGGCGGGCAGGCCAUCGUGUGGCGCAACGUGGUGCUGAUGGGGCUGCUGCACCUGGGCGCCGUCUACGCGCUCAGCCUGGUGCCGAGGGCGCAGCUCCUCACCCUGCUCUGGGCCUAUUUCUGUUUCCUGGUGACAGCCCUGGGUGUGACGGCUGGGGCGCAUCGCUUGUGGAGCCACCGUUCCUACAAGGCCAAGCUGCCUCUGCGGAUCUUCCUGGCUGCAGCUAACUCCAUGGCUUUCCAGGUGGGAUCGUGGUUGCCUGUCCCGGUUCUUGGCCUCCUGGCAGCUUUACCUCCCGUGCAGGGAUCCCUCCAGCUUAGAGACAUCAGAAGCAAUAAUGACAUCUACGAGUGGAGCCGAGACCACCGCGUGCACCACAAGUACUCGGAGACGGACGCAGACCCGCACAACGCCCGCCGUGGCUUCUUCUUCUCCCACAUCGGCUGGCUGUUCGUGCGCAAGCACCGGGACGUCAUUGAGAAGGGGAGAAAACUGGAUUUCACUGACCUGCUGGAUGACCCCGUCGUCAGGUUCCAGAGAAAGUAUUACAAGAGCUCGGUCGUGCUGAUGUGCUUUGUGAUCCCCACCUUUGUGCCGUGGUACCUCUGGGGCGAGAGCCUGUGGAAUGCCUACUUCCUUGCCUCCAUCCUCCGGUACACCAUCUCCCUCAACGUCACCUGGCUGGUCAACAGCGCCGCGCACAUGUACGGCAACCGUCCCUACGACAAGUACAUCAACCCCAGGCAGAACACCUUUGUCACUCUGGGAGCCAUUGGUGAGGGUUUCCACAACUACCACCACACCUUCCCCUUCGACUACUCCGCCAGCGAGCUGGGCCUGAAGUUCAACCCCACCACCUGGUUCAUUGACUUCAUGUUCUGGUUGGGGUUGGUCACCGACCGAAAGCAGGCUCCGAAGGAGAUGAUCCAGGCGCGCAAGGAAAGGACUGGAGAUGGCAGCGCUUGACGAGUGGCGCUUCUCCCUGCAGCAGUGCUGGAGUGCGCGUGUGGGCACCCCCUGCUUGCUGGAGGUUCUUCUCUGGUUAAAUAUUAGUUCCUUCAGUUGAGCCGAAUUUGUUCCACGGGUUCGGCUGCAGCUUUUUUGUCUUUAUUAGUUGUUUUAUGUCCAAACUUCAGACUAUUAAGUGUAAAAAUGUUCUAUAUUAUUUAAUAUUAGAGUUAAAACAGGAGAGAGAUUUGAUUUUAGUCACUGUAGUUCAUGUCUGAAAUACAUUGUAAUUUGCUCGUUCAUGGUAAAUGUGGCAGGUUGGAGGGACUAACUAUCCUUUUAAAGUGCAGUGAGGGGAGAAUUUGUUUCUACUCUUAAUCAAAUAUUCUUUUGAGACACGAUGCUUGGAGAGGCUGGGGCAGGGCCCAGUGUGCUGUGUCAGCUACAAACUGACGGCACCAUGGAAAACAGGAUGUCCGAGGCGAGCAAUCGGCCGAAGAUCAGUUUGAUGUUAGUUUGAAAAUCUGCUUUCUUCUUUUUGUUAGCCCUGUUAGCCAGACCAACACGCUGCUGUCUUUGCUAAGUACGAAAACCAUUUAUUGCUGAGCAGGCUUUUGUGUUGAAGAUUAGUCUCUAUACAGGCCAAAAUACAACCUGAUGCUAUGUUGAGAUGAUUCCUUUGUUGUUGCAUAUACAUUGUAAUUUGUAACGGUACAGAGCUCAACAAUGUCUUAAGCCAAAUAAAGCUUUGGUUUCGAUGUUCGGAGACCUGAGUUAUAUUCUAAUCAGUCAUGGCCAUUGAUGCAUGCAUAUUUUAGCUCCUUUUGCACAAGAGGCCUCUUAAUUUCUUUUGCUGCCUUUGACUAGCAGGUCUUUGAAAACCGACCUUGAUAGAAGUCAGUUUCUACUCAUGUUUCAGCUGCAUGCAACAUCCAUUGGUUUCUGAGCAAAAUAUAAAGACAGUUAUGUAGCUUCUGAAUUUAACAUUUAACAGUUGCCUUGAUUAAAAAGGAAAAAAAAUAAAAAAGGAAAAAAAAAAAAGCAUGUGGAAUGGGACAUAGAGCCCUUUGUGUUAGAUGUUAGCCAGUGCAGGAGAGAGGCUUUGUACUGUCAGCACUGGAGCACUUUUGAAGAUAGAGGGCAUGAUUUUCAUUUAUAAAGCAGGUCACCGCCUUGUCCCUCGCAGAGGGGCGCUCACUUCUGGGCCACUCGGCCCCACGCCCCGGGCAAGGCAGUGAUCUCGAGCUAAGUGAGACUCGGGCCCAGAUAUUUUCAGGAAAGAUGUAGAAUUAAAAAACAAAGCCACGCAAUUUGAAAUCAAUUCUUUUUUUCUCGUUUCUUGUUUUCCAGAUGAUGCCAUAUAAUAUUAAAGAGUUGUCUUUAUUCUGUAUUUCAUCCAGCAGGUGUUUUAACAGUGUUACUUUGCCAUUAAUGUUGUGUAAACUCUUGAGUGAUUUACAAUAAACAGUUAUGAUUAGA